This is a messenger RNA of Pyricularia pennisetigena, 1167 nucleotides long. RefSeq lists its product as uncharacterized. NCBI's taxonomy places the organism in Eukaryota, Fungi, Ascomycota, Sordariomycetes, Magnaporthales, Pyriculariaceae. The coding region runs from base 1 to 1167 and encodes 388 amino acids. The record is from RefSeq and is a predicted model, not a curated record. Gene Ontology annotation, biological process: tyrosyl-tRNA aminoacylation. Gene Ontology annotation, molecular function: ATP binding; tyrosine-tRNA ligase activity. The transcript is spliced from 6 exons.
AUGGCGUCACUUAGCAAAGAGGAGAGGCUUGCCCUCAUCAAAGAGAACUUGGAAGAGUAUCUCAACAUUGAGAUUAUCGAGGAUAUCUUGGCUCAAGGUCGAGACCCAAAGAUUUACUGGGGAACCGCCACAACCGGUCGUCCACACAUUGGGUAUUUUGUACCGGCUUUGAAGAUUGCCCAGUUCCUCGCAGCAGGAUGCGAAUUGACGAUCCUCCUUGCCGACAUUCAUGGCUUUCUCGACAACCUCAAGGCUCCGAUUGAGAUCGUUCAGUACCGAGCUCAGUACUACCAGCAUGUCAUCAAGGCCAUCCUCAAGGCUGUGGGCGUGCCGACUGAAAAGCUGCGCUUCAUCCUCGGCAGCGAGUUUCAGAAGGGGCCCGACUACAUCAUGGACAUCUACAAGUUGACAUCUCUGACGUCGGAGCACGAUGCCCGGAAGGCCGGUGCUGAGGUAGUCAAGCAGACGGACAAUGCACCGCUGAGCGGACUGCUUUACCCCUUGCUACAGGCUCUGGAUGAAGAGUACCUUGGCUGCGAUGCGCAGUUCGGUGGUACUGACCAGCGCAAGAUUUUUACCCUGGCCAAGGACGUCUUGCCCAAGAUUGGCUACAAACAAAGAGCACAUCUAAUGAAUCCCAUGAUUCCAGGCUUGCAAGGCGCCAAGAUGAGCUCCAGCGAGCCUGACAGCAAAAUCGAUCUCCUCGACAGCGCCGAGGCUGUGGCGAAGAAGCUGCGCAAAGCCGAGGCGGUGCCAAAGGUGCCGGAUGGUAAUGGCAUAAUAGCAUUUAUCGAAUAUGUUUUACUCCCUGCCUCCAAGCUCAAGUCAGGGCAGCAAGAAUUCCGCGUUGAGCGUGAGCGCGACGGUCUAGAACCUCUUGUGUACAACGACAUUGCACAACUCCGAGAAGAUUACAAGAAUGAUGUGCUCACCCCGCAGCUGCUGAAGCCGGCAACUACCAAGGCGCUCCUUGAACUCUUGACACCCAUACAGGCUGAAUUCGAGGCCUCUAAAGAGUGGCAGGAAGUUACCGAGAAAGCUUACCCGCCAGAGGAGAAGAAGAAGAAGGAGAAGAAGAUCAAAAACAAGGGCACGCGACACCCUGGCGCUGCAGUGAAUCCUCCUGCGGACGCCUUGCCGGAACGACCCAAAGAAACAACGGCAUGA